Molecule: messenger RNA, 876 nt
Organism: Zea mays
Lineage: Eukaryota; Viridiplantae; Streptophyta; Magnoliopsida; Poales; Poaceae
Product: RNA-binding protein 8A
Biological process (GO): RNA processing
Cellular component (GO): cytoplasm; nucleus
Molecular function (GO): mRNA binding
Source: RefSeq, marked validated
UUAAACCGCCACUUGGACCCUCAGUCUCUCACGUUACCAGUCUUCCCGUUCUCGCUCUCUGUGACGGUGGCGGCGAUGGGACGAGCGGCGGAGGAGGAGGGUGACGUGGAGUUUGCUGACUACGACCUGGACGACGAGGACGCCAUGGAGGAGGACGGCCGCGCCGCCCGUGCGCUCCCCGUGCCCCGCAUCGUCUCCCCCGCCGUGGUGCGCACCCGCGGGCGCUUCGUUGGUCGCAGCCCCUCCGUUCUCACCUCCAGCCGCUACCGCUUCGACUUCACCACUAACAACGGAGACCAUGGUCCCAUCCCACUACCGCAGCGCUCUAUCGAAGGCUGGGCAAUUCUUGUUUCUGGAGUUAAAGACGAUGCUGAAGAAGAUGAUCUUUACAAUGCUUUCAGUGAUUUUGGUCAUGUCAAGGACUUGCAUCUCAAUCUAGAACGCCGCACUGGAUAUGCCAAGGGAUACGCGCUGAUUGAAUACGAAAACUUUGAGGAAGCACAAGCAGCGAUCAGAGCAAUGAACGGGAGUCAGCUGUUCACAAAAACUAUCAAUGUUGACUGGGCAUUCAGCAGAGGUCCUAUACAGAAUUUCAAGAGUGCAAGGCCAUCACGCCCAAGAUCUAGGACUCCUCCGCGCAGGCUUGCUGCCUUGACGCCAUAUUGACUACCGCGGGGGAGCGGUGGCUAGGCUGUGUCAGUUCUAAAACUGAUCGUGUUUUGGCUGUGAGCAGCCGCUAGAUACUGCGACUUAUCGUUUGGCGCCCGAACCUUGAUUCUGCUAGACCUGUAUAUGCGCUUAGCUGGUUCAGCUAACUUGGGGGAGGCUGCUGCGCUUCGCUCCACUGACUGCUAUUGCCGAAGGUCCUCUAGUGUG